Messenger RNA from Dreissena polymorpha, 2643 nucleotides. RefSeq lists its product as uncharacterized. NCBI's taxonomy places the organism in Eukaryota, Metazoa, Mollusca, Bivalvia, Myida, Dreissenidae. Bases 1837 to 2568 code for a protein of 243 amino acids. The record is from RefSeq and is a predicted model, not a curated record. The transcript has 2 exons.
AAUGACACAAUUACGUGGCAGAAAGUCAGCCUCCAUAACAACCGGAUCGUAAACGCACAUGCGCCAUGAUCAUGAAUCGGAAUAUUGGCGUGCUAUCGAGACAUAUCUUCGUUAUACGCUGAACUUAUGCUUAGACGUGUUGCGUUCGUUUGCGACGAUUGUGAAAUAAUGUAAUAAUAACAAAGAAAAAAGUGAAAAUCACAGUUAAUAGCCUGUGAAUAAGUAAUAUACAAUAUUGACGAAUUGAGGAGCGAUAACCCAGGCAGUUAAGGAUUGCAAGUCGUGAAAAACUGAUUUAUGUUAGUGUGAGAAUACGUGCGUGAAGUUUGUUAGCGGCGAAAACAGUAGGAAGUGCGUUUUUUUAACAAUUUCUAGCUAUAAUGUAUUGCAGAAUAUUUCACACGAUCCUGAGAAUAAAAUAAGAAAACAUAUUUUGAUUAAAAAAUAAGGAUAUUAUUGUCAUUAGAAAAUGUACGGGUGCGUGUGGUAAAUUAUUACGUAAUUAAUAAUGUAAUUUAAACGAUUUUAUUUUAUCAUUUAAGACUUAGUUACACCAACACAUUUUAAUAUAUUAGGAUGUCAUGUGAUACAUUUGUUUGCUCUGUGGGCUGAUCUUGUUUACUCUUUAGACGCAUACAAUUCUUCAGAUUUUGUAAAAUGUGAGCCCUUUUCUGGGAACACUGGGCUUCCCAGAUGAGCCUUGUAGUCCGAAAUAAGUGGCGACACUUUUCGCUGUUAUGGAAUUUUUCGUUUAAAGGAAGUCUCUUCUAAACGAAAAUGCGGUCUAGGCGGAAAGUUUCGUGCUUGAUUAGCCUGUUCGGACGACACUAUGUACACAUGCAGUUUUCCCAAAACGAUGCUCAAAUUAUAGCGGGGAAACUGACAAAAUACGAUGAUAAUCCCUGCAAAUUGUACCUGAUGCCGGAAUGCUUUUAGACACGGGCGAUAAUGCAUAUCGUGUUUGUCGAAAGCUCCUCGGCGUUUCCGGAUACACGUGUUUGAUAGACUUGAUAAUGCGUGACACAUAAUUAUGAUUUAGUUGUAAGCAUGCUCUUGCACCAGGAAUUUUGCGAAGAAAGCUGACUUAUUUUUGUCGCAACUUGUAUUUGUGUUGGUUCACCUUCCAAUUGGUUUCCAACCGCGUUUUUCGACAAGUUAAGAACUUAUAACGUGCGUUUAAAAUACUUCGCAAUUCGCGCGCGUCUGUGUGUUUUUUGUGUGUGUUUAAUAUAUAAUUUUGCGGUGUGAUCCAAUCACAGUGGUGCUGGACGGAUAUACGUUUACUCUAGUGGAUUCUUAUACGUGUAAAACAAUCACGUGACAACCAUUGUCAGCCUUUCAUGUGUCACACGUUAGCUGACCAUUUGAAACGUGGAGAUUACUAAUUACAAAUGAACGCUGAAGCCGUACGAACACCGCUAACACGUGACAUGCAAUAGAUAUGCAUGUUUAGUGGGUAUUAUAAGGUCCCAAGACAGUUAUUGGUAUGAAAGGCCAGUAAAUGUUAUUCCUAGGUGACACAAACUUGAAAUGCUGCUGUUCAUAUGAACAAAACGUAUCGUAAAAAGUAUGUUAUUAUUAUAUUAUAUAUAUUAUGCUUGGUUGUCGACAGGAAGCGCUAAUAAAAUUGUUUCACUUUUUAAGAACAGUGGUUUGAACACAUUUGUGCUCGUGCUUUUCCCUUGAGACAUCAAUACAAUCUACGGCUUAUCUUGUGAAAUCCCGGAGAAAUGAAUUGACUGUAGAAGAGUAAUCAAAACAUCUAGUACGACACCUUUGUCCUGGUUGAUUUUCCUGGUAGACAUCUACGUACAGCGGUACUUCCGGCGUUCCGUCAUGGCGUUGAUGGAGGGCACCACAGGCCUCGUGCUGGGAGCAAUGUUCGGCGCCAUAUUCGUGCUCACGUGCGCAAUAAGCGCAAUCAAGGCCGUCAGAGACAGGCGCCGCAUCAAGGAACGGAUAGCAGCGCGCAGGCAGCAGACCGCAGACACAUGUCACGUGGCAGACCCUGUGAGUAUCGAGGACAAGCAGACGCCAUCUGACAGCAGAAGAGAACAGCGCACCCAGUCCUUCAUGCCUUCAACCUCUGCCUCGACCAGUAGAGUGCAUCUGUCAGAGUCAAACGAAGCCUUUCCCUUUAUUGAUAUGAUGGGUGAAUACAAUCCGACUUUCGUUAAUAAGUCCACUGAUGAUGUUACGAAUGCGGGGACCAUUUUAAAUAGACAAAGCAACCUGACUGGUGCGUUCAAGUCGACGUUACAGGCAGCACCACGGCGAAAUACUGUUCAUGAUGCUAGGAAUCGCAGCGAUAACGAUUCACUCGUGCUUUCAAACGCCUUUCACGCGGGAAAGAAAAUCGCGCGAAGAUAUUCGUACGAAAUUGCCGUCUGCGAACAUUCGUGGCUGCCGGUCGAAAUGCCAGACACAACCUCAAACAUUGACCGGUAUUGUAGAAACAGCGUUGGCACAGCGCAUCCCGUAGAGAGCAGCGAUCUGAGCUUUGAGAACAAGGCGUUUCAGGGAACUGAUCGCGGACCCUGCUUCCGUACUGGAUACAAGCGUUCGUGAGAGAAAUAUCGAAUAUGUAUUAUUGUGUUCCAAAGUACAGGUAGAAUUCAAUAAACCAAAUGCUAAAAAAAACAA